Messenger RNA from Tricharina praecox, 3305 nucleotides. RefSeq lists its product as uncharacterized. The record is from RefSeq and is a predicted model, not a curated record. Bases 141 to 3107 code for a protein of 988 amino acids. NCBI's taxonomy places the organism in Eukaryota, Fungi, Ascomycota, Pezizomycetes, Pezizales, Pyronemataceae. The transcript is spliced from 2 exons.
CAACCAACGACCACUAUAGUUAGCACCACAGCAUCUAGCGUCCCGCUUUGACAGCACCCCCCGUCGCCUGCCACCGGACCGCGACGAACGGAACAUGCUCGACGUUCCAUCCCAUCCACCGGCAUCAUCACAGCUGCAGCAUGGACGACGACGCGGACGGCUGGGGCUCGCCGUGGGCGGAUGAUACCACGACCACGACCACGACUGCUGCCACCACUUCCACCACAACCACUGCCGCUGCCCCCACGAUUACUGUUACGAAGAAACACGACGACUCCACGGCCGCGAAAUCGAAGGAUCCGUGGGCGGACAGCUUUGGCGAGACGUCGGCCUGGGCGACGACUACGACUACUACUUCUACCGAGCCGCUUUCGGAUUGGGCGGUUGCGAAUACCGCCGACGAUGAUGGGCCUGGGCUGUGGGCCGCGGCGGGAGUGAAGGGGUUCUCGCCCGGCCCCGGGAACGGGUAUGAGCAGUGGGGGGCCGGCUCGGAGUGGGGUGCUGCUAGCUCUAUACAUGAGGGCUCUACACACGGGGAAGAUGAGGAGGUGCCGGUUCCCGUGGAAACUCCACAGCUUGACCUAGAGCUGCAGAAGCCGGUGCCACCGACUAUCGAGGAGGUCGAGUGGAGCGCGGCGAGUGAUGUGCUUGAUGAUGUGGCGGAGAGGGCGGAAAGUUCAAAGAUUGAGCCUGAUGUGGAGACGGCGACAUCGCCGGUGCUGGAGAAGGUGGAGAUGGAUGGGUCGUCGUUCGAUCAGACGCAAGAGGUGGGGUUGGAUAUACAUGUGGGGGGAGCUGUUGAUGGCGGAGUGGAGAAGGUGACAGAGGUAAAGGAGGCUGAUGUAGAAGAAGCUGAGGUGGAAGAAGCAGAAGAGGGGGAAAUUGGGCAAGAGAAAGAGGAAGAGGCGGAGACUGUGGUGGUGGUGGUGGUGGUGGUGGCGGAGGUCGGAGAAAGGUCGGAGUCCGCGGAAGUAUUACCCGAAACUUCUCCUUCCUCUCCGACUCGUGAGCAGAGUGAGCAGAGUGAAGAGGAAGAGGAAGAGGAAGAGGAAAGGGAAGAGGAAGACCGAGAUAGCCCGCAAAUUGAGCCGCCCGCAGCACCAACAACACCAACAACCACAGCUAUACAUACGGACGUCAAUGGGUCAGUCACGGAGGUGGAGCUGUCGUCGGACACUACCCAAGACAAGCCACCCGCCGACACUCAAGUGCACGAUGAGGAAUCUUCAGAUACCGAGGAUGCCGGAGGUGAUGACGAUUUCGGAGACUUUGCCGAGGAGGCGGAAUUCGAUGACUUUGUUGGAACCGAGCCCGAGGUACAGCCCGAGGCUGUAGCCCCGUCGUCCCCACCUCCGCCGCCGCCGCCGCCCUCAGACGGUGUCCCGGCAUUCAAUAUAGACAUAUCACUCGUCCGCAAACUCUACCCCAUACCGACUAGCUCACCCGAUCCGCCUCCGGUAGAGGGCGAGGUGAUACACACCACUGGAGCACGGAAAGCGUGGUAUCGAUUGACGCAAGACGGAACGCUACGCAAGAAGAACGCUGUAGACGACGACGACUACGUCCGCGUCACCUGGCCUGGGUCAAAUGUGCAAGGCGAGGUGCACAAGAUUGUGGCCAAGUGGCUGACCGAAACACAAAGCACUGGAGGGCAUGGGCGUAAAAGUGUACAGAAUCUGAGUUCCAUGUUUGGAUGGGGAGCUGGGUCGUCGCCGUCGCCGUCGCCGAUAUCAAGUGAGGCCAACAAACGACUUUCUCUCGGUACGCCGAAAAUUGUUCCUGCCUUGCAAACACAUUCCCGACACACCAGUGAGAGCGGGCUGCGUACACCACCUCUACCGCUCAACACGUCAACGGUGCCCCCGUCGAUACAACGAUCAUCCGUCCCUUCACCUCUUACACCUCACUUUGGAUGGGCUAGCUCGAGCAACCAUCCGUCCCCGCUAGCCAAGGCAAGCUUCAGCGGCCACAAUUCACCGUUUGAAAAGUCAAGCUUUGAUGUGCUACCUUUGAGCGCUGCCAACUCAAGGCCUGCAUCUCGGAGAGUCUCAUUGACUCUUGGACGCGGUACGAGGCAAAAUUCGCCCACCGUAGCGUCAUUUGCAUCAUCCGCAAUGGCCAGCGGCCCCCCAACACCAAAGAUGCAAGUGCCAAACGACGUGGCACCUGAGCCUCCGGCCAAAGACGAAAUACCUCCGACUACGCAAGUCACAUCAAGCAUGGACGACUGGGGAAAUAGCUUUGAUAGCUUCAAUAAGCCAUGUACCCCGAGUGUAGCGGUGAAUGCUCAACCUGCAUCGCAAUCCUCGGAUGACUGGGGUGCAUUCGAGGCGCUCGUCUCAACACCAUCAAAGGCAACAACCCCUUUGCCCCGAGAUUCAGGCGAUGGAUGGGCUGCCUUCGAGUCGAUCAAGCCAACGUCCCCUCCAGCACUACCAUCAAGCCCCGCUUCGCCGAUAUCAUCUCGCAAUAGUACAAUCAGCUCCCGACCCGACAGUGUCAUCAGCACGAAAAAACCAGUGGAAAUAGCCAAACAACUACCCCCAGCCCCGGAGACCACCAACAAGCCGCUACCACCACAACCUUCCGCUCUGUCAAUCGCUAUAAAUAAUGAUCACGAUCUGGUUCGCGACGACGAUGAAUGGGGCGAGAUGCAGUCACCAACUAAAUCUGUUGAUAAUACCUCCCGCAUGCAGACGCCAGUGCCCAUGUCGCUUCCAUCUCACUCGGCAAAACCCUCCAUAUCCUCUGACGCUGGUAUGGAUCUGUUUGCAGGGCUUGGUGGGAGUUUAUUCAACGGGCUUGAUGCUUUCUCAACCAACACCUCAACGGUAGCGACGGGCUUGGGCAGCAAUGGCACUGCAUUUAGUUUCGGAGGAUCAGCCACAACCACAUCUAUCACAGCAGCACCAGCAUCAACCGAGUGGGACCUCUCAUUCUUCGACAAGCCAAGUCAACCACCAGCGCCACCACCGCCUGUACGAAAAGAUCUAUGGGAUGCUCCGGUGCCGCCCACCCCGACAAAGGGAAAGAGGGAGAUGGAAGAAGGCGAGAUAAUCAAAAAGAUCAUUGACGGGCUGCCGGAUCUUUCGUAUAUGCUAGCGUAGUUGGAACUGGGAGCGUGCACUAGAAUUUCUUUUAGGUGUUUGUAUGUGUGUAAUUGUUGGGCGUUUGCAUAUCUGAUGGAGUUUUAUUUGUGGACGAUGGGGGGCUUGGAAUAUACCAAAGUAUAUAGCGAAGUGAGAUUCUUGAAGCGCCCUUUAAUAUAGUAUUGAAGAUGACUGUUGGGAUUCUGUUGAAUUUGC